Molecule: messenger RNA, 1280 nt
Organism: Lingula anatina
Lineage: Eukaryota; Metazoa; Brachiopoda; Lingulata; Lingulida; Lingulidae
Product: large ribosomal subunit protein uL13m
Biological process (GO): negative regulation of translation; translation
Cellular component (GO): mitochondrial large ribosomal subunit; ribosome
Molecular function (GO): structural constituent of ribosome; mRNA binding
Source: RefSeq, a predicted model, not a curated record
AGUAAAGAAGUCGAGUGAAACAGGCACGCUUCUCGUAUCUACGAGUGGUAGGGGAUUUACAAUCACUCCUUUUCUCAGGUGCAUUUAAACAACAGACAUGAUUCAAUCACCAAAUCAGCGAGUACUGCAAUGGGCAACUUUCGCAAGAAUCUGGUGGCUGUAUGAUGCACAUAUGCAGUGCCCAUUCAAGUCAUCAAACAAAAUUGCACACUAUCUACAAGGGAAACACAAACCAGUUUAUCACCCUUUGAGUCAAAUUGGAGAUCAUGUUGUGGUCAUAAAUUCCAGACAUAUAGCACUGAGGGAUGAUUUGUGGAGAACAUUUAUAUUUUCAAGCCACACAGGUUAUCGCCGUGGAUUUACCCAAAGAAGAGCUUGGGUUGUACAUGAGGAAGACCCAACUGAGAUAAUUAGGAAGUCUGUGUAUAGCAGACUACCAGGGAAUUUACUGAGGAAAGGACACAUGGCAAGGUUACACAUUUACCCAGAUGAAAAUGUCCCACCAGACAUUUUGAAGAAUGUGACUGAUCAGCUAUACCCUAUUUUAUCCAUACCCAAGAGAUUAGACCAAUAUACCGAAGAAGAAGUUAGGAACUUUCCAAAACUUUUUGAUUGGCCUGAAGAUCACAAGUUGCACCCAGGGAAACCUGUGGAGCGACGAGGAAAGAAACCAGUUAAAGCAAGUGAGGAAAAUACAUAGCGAAAUAUCAAGAGAAGUGGGCUGGUAAAAGCAAGGCCCUGAUCAGGGCUCAUAACAAACCUGUGUUUUUUCCCCUUUUUUAAAUUACAAGCAUGCAGUAGAUUCUACAUUAGCAGUUGGUUUGUUUCCCCUAUGUUUGGCCUUUUGCCAUAUCAAAGGCUGAUUGACCCAUAUUGUAGCCCUAUCUAUAAUUUUGUUCUCCACUCAACAUGUGUUAAUAAAUGGAAAAUUAUGGAGAAAGGAAAAGGAGAACUGUAAUUUUUUUCUUUAAAAAAUGGGGAACUUCAUCAUGUUUGAGAGAACAAGUAUAGUAGGGUAUAAGAAGGGGAUGUACAUGUGGUAACAAUAAUAAUGUUGAUAACUGUGGGUCAACAUUUUCUGAGAAUUUUCCAUAAAACUGGCUUUGUUUGAGACGGUGUGCAAAAUAUGUCAACUGAAAAAUAAAGCUGUAAGAAGGAAACAGUCUUUACUAAUAAAUUCUUUAUUCUUCGAAUUAUACAAAACUGUUGAGGAGUUUAAACUGGCAAAAAUAUCCAAGUGGUAUCAUUUUAUACUUGCAAAUAAACAUGCUGCAUUGUGA